Messenger RNA from Staurois parvus, 261 nucleotides. Lineage: Eukaryota; Metazoa; Chordata; Amphibia; Anura; Ranidae. The record is from the annotation of a GenBank genome assembly.
CCUUUCAAGUGGUUCAGGGAUCCUCACAACACAAUAACCCAUGGGGCAGGUCCAGGGGCGGACUGACAACCCAUGGGGCAGGUCCAGGGGCGGACUGACAACUCAUGGGGCCCCCGGGCAAUAGGGGAUCAUGGGGCCCCUGUGUCCUUGCCCAAACUCAAAAAAGCCUAUGAAAAAGGUACCAGGGGCAUCUCAUGGGGCCCCCUACUGACCCCGGACCCUCGAGCAGUGCCUGCGUUUCCAAAUGGUCAGUCCGCCCCU